Saimiri boliviensis boliviensis (Bolivian squirrel monkey) is the source of this 4211-nucleotide messenger RNA. It is a transcript of the gene C1QTNF7, whose product is annotated as C1q and TNF related 7. NCBI's taxonomy places the organism in Eukaryota, Metazoa, Chordata, Mammalia, Primates, Cebidae. The record is from RefSeq and is a predicted model, not a curated record. Gene Ontology annotation, molecular function: protein binding.
GGGAGAAGGAGUGGGAGGUUGUUUAAACUGAGAAAGACAGUUGCAAAACUUCGUACAACAGCAUGAGCUCCAAGCUUCAAACGCAUUCUCAUGCUCAGACGAGCACUUUAUUUUUCAUCAAGUUAUUUUUGCAUUGUUUUGGAGCAGCUUCGAAUAAUAAACACAUAUUUCUGCUUUAAAUUUUAAUGGUUGCUAAAUUCAUGGGACAACCAAAGCAAGAAAGCCUCAUGUUCUGGAGGACAGUUUGAUAUCAGCAAUGUCCAGACAAGAGCCAAAGAUGUUUGUCUUGCUCUAUGUUACAAGUUUUGCCAUUUGCGCCAGCGGACAACCUCGGGGCAAUCAGUUGAAAGGAGAGAACUACUCCCCCAGGUAUAUCUGCAGCAUUCCUGGCUUGCCUGGACCUCCAGGGCUCCCUGGAGCAAACGGUUCCCCUGGGCCCCAUGGUCGCAUCGGCCUUCCAGGAAGAGAUGGUCGAGACGGCAGGAAAGGAGAGAAAGGUGAAAAGGGAACUGCAGGUUUGAGAGGUAAGACUGGACCACUGGGUCUCGCCGGUGAGAAAGGAGACCAAGGAGAGACUGGGAAGAAAGGACCCAUGGGACCAGAGGGAGAUAAAGGAGAAGUAGGUCCAGCUGGUCCUCCUGGACCAAAGGGAGACAGAGGAGAGAAAGGGGACCCAGGGCUGCCUGGAGUUUGCAGGUGUGGAAGCAUCGUGCUCAAAUCCGCCUUUUCUGUUGGCAUCACAACCAGCUACCCAGAAGAAAGACUACCUAUUAUAUUUAACAAGGUCCUCUUCAAUGAGGGAGAGCACUACAACCCUGCCACAGGGAAGUUCAUCUGUGCUUUCCCAGGGAUCUAUUACUUUUCUUAUGAUAUCACAUUGGCUAAUAAGCAUCUGGCAAUUGGGCUAGUACACAAUGGGCAGUACCGGAUAAAGACCUUCGAUGCCAACACAGGAAACCAUGAUGUGGCUUCGGGGUCCACAGUCAUCUAUCUGCAGCCAGAAGAUGAAGUCUGGCUGGAGAUCUUCUUCACAGACCAAAAUGGCCUCUUCUCAGACCCAGGUUGGGCAGACAGCUUAUUCUCUGGGUUUCUCUUAUACGUUGACACAGAUUACCUAGAUUCCAUAUCAGAAGAUGACGAAUUGUGAUCAGGACCAAGAUCCCUGUGGUGGAUACUCUAAUUGAAUCUGGGGUUCCAGAAGGUGGAACAAGCAGGAAUGGGAUCCAAAGAGACUUUCACUUUGAUUCUAAAGCAUUUGAAGACAAUUCUAGCAGAAUUUAUUAAAACAAGAUGAAACACAAAAAAGUUGAAACCACACAACAAAAUGAAUUCUAUAAAAGAAUAGCCCCAGAUAUAAAUUCUCUUGAAAGCAAUGUUCACAAAUAUUUAAACAAAUUCAAGACAAUGUUAACAAAUUUUUUAUUAAAUGCCCUGAGUGAUAAAACCAGUUGGCAAUAAUAUUGCCUCAUUAAAUCUUCAAAAAUUAUAUUUUAGUCUGUUAUUUAAGAGAAACAUAACAUCUCAAAAUCUUUGACAAUUCUCGAAAGGCUAUAUAGGAAGCCAAAAAACAAAAGGUAAGAGAUGCUAACUAUUUUUCAAGCAAGCUAAAGAGAAAUAAUAAAUGUCUUAUGUUUUAUUAUUUAUUCAUGGUUGUAUAUAUUCACUCAACAACCCUUUAAGGAGCCCAUAAAGACCAGACACUGUAGUGCUGAAUCAGCUUUAAUAAUGAGUUAAGACAAAGCCCCUACUUUCACACAGGCUAGUUUGUGAUGAACAAACUACCACAAUUCAGUGUGAUGAGCACCGUAGCAAACAAAUGGAUUUGAUGCUAAAAGCACACAGGGUCUGCUAUUCCUGAGGCUGGGGCCAGAGAAGCUUUUACACAUGGAAAAACACUAAUCAUGCCAAGGUGUAUGUGUUUAAGUGGGUGUGAUGGAUGCAAGGAGAAUGAGGAAUUCGGCACUGCGUUCUCUUUGCACCCUCAAUGCAUUGUUAGUAUUCUCAACAGUGAAGGGGUGAAAAAUCUAGACACAGAGAAGGCCUGGAAGGGGUGAUGAAGAUUGAAAUGAAGAGAAACAGCCAGCAGGUGAUUCUCCUAAAUCCUUUAGUGUGCUGGUUUCCCAAGACAAACAUUUGUCCUAAUAGCUUUCUCAUAAAUAUGGGAAUUACUUUACAUUGUGGUAAGACAUUGCUUCUCACCGAACUGCUAGUCAUUCAGUUCAAAUAAAGCAAGGCGUAUGUUCACUGACUUAUGAGUAAGCUGAUGAGAGCAAUGGACAGGAAAAAGAAGGACAGAGACCAAAUGUCUGAGUAAGUAGACAUCCCUUCCAAGUCUCACACCUCCCUUAGUCCCACUCUUGCUUGUGUCAGCAUCUUGUUCUUCACUGAACUGUAUUCUUCAAUUAAUCUCCUCCAUGAUUCUGUCUGAUCUACCAUUCUCUUGGUUUAUGGUAAUAGUAGUCCCUUAAUCUCUUCCUUUUGGUAACUUCUAAUCCUCCUUCUAUGUAUUCCUUUCUCUGCUCAUGACUUACAAAUAGUUCUUAUAUCUCUUAUGUUUGAAUCACCAUGCUAGAUUCUGUGAAGACAGAAGAGUAUCAAGAUUAACACAUUAAUAGUAUAUCUUCAACUAGUAAAUUUCUAAGGAUACAAGAAAGAAAAUAGCAUCCCCCACACACACAAAUACCUAUAAUUUUGAAAGAGAACAUGACAAAAUAUGCUAAGUUCUAAGAUGGUAAUAAGAGCAUAAUGCUGUGAAAUAAGAGGAAAUGUUUACAUCCAAAUUAGAAUGCCAGAGAGAAGAGAUAGGGAAAUCCUCUCUGCUCAUUGGGCCUUAAGUGAUGGUUGGGACUUGGAGUGGCACAAGUUGGAGGAAAGGGAAUUUGAGACACAGGUAAUGACAGGGACAAAGUCAGAACAGAGAUCCAAAAGGAGAAUCAAUUGACCAUAUUUGUAAGAGCUUUGAAAGCCAGCCUGAGAAUUAGGGAAUUUAUUCAUAAGAAAAUGUGGAGACCCUGUGUAUUCCAGAACUGGAUACUGCCAUUACCACAGAUGAAAGUUGCAAUGAUCUAGCAGUUGUGUGUAAGGGCAAUGCUUACUUCUCCUGUCCUUCAACCCUAUCUUGCUUCAUUGUCUUUAUCUGCCUGCCAUACUUUGUCCACUUGUGGCUCUCCUUCUGAGUCAAGACAUGGAUACAGGAGACCAAGAACAAUGAAUAUUAGACAAGAAAGAGAGAGCAAAGGUGGUUUGAGAUAGUCACCUGCUUACAGAUAACAGCCAAAAAUAGAAUUCCAAGCUACAAAGUAUAAAAGAACAGCCAAAAGAAGUAACUAAUCUGGGGAAAAUGAACAUAUGGGCCCUUUGAAGACUAUAGGAUAUGCUGGGUAAAUUGGAAAUGGAGUUAUUACAGACAGUCAUGAACUACAGAUUACUGUGAUUAAAAUUUUCUUCUGAUCAUAAUCCACAAAUGCAUUCAUUUUUUUGGACAUUGUUUACUUAUCUUUUGAAUGUUUAUUUUAUUACAAAGCCUAUUUUAAGUAGCUUUUAAAACUGAAUUUCCUUUAAUUGGUUCAAAGCCCAGAGAUGAAUUUCAUUUUGAAAUAUCUGGUAGGAUGGUAAUUGGGAUCAGAGAACUGAUGUGGUAAAGGAAGAGCUGUUUUGGUACUAAAAAAUAAAAUAAAAUAAAAUCUUAAGCAAAUGUUAGUGUCUUUUACUCUUAAAAAAUAGCAGAUACAAUUUAUCCACAUUCACAAAUACUUGUAUAAAGAAAGUAGAACAAUUUUGGUUUAAAAAAUUCCAAAUCUCAUUCCAAUCAUUCUUUGUAAAGGCUGACUUGUAAUGAAUAUGUAUUAAGCAAUAUUUAUUGACUAUAUAUCAUCUUGGUCUGGAAAGGUUUAAAGCCACUUAGAAAGAUAAGUAAGAUGUAAAAAGAAAGCAGCAGUAAAAAGCAGAUGACAAAAAAUGGGAAAAACAAAGAAAAAAGAAAUAAUGAGGCUAACAUAAUACUGUGUGUACAUGAACACACAUGUGACUGUGUUACAUGUUUUCAGGUCAUGCAUGUUUCUUUGUGCCUGUGCAUGCACAAGGGCAUUUCCAGGUCAUUUAUCAUUGUGAAUAGUGUUACUUAUGAUAAAAUAUAGAUUCCAUAAACUCUAAAUAUAUUUUUUUUCUGCCACUCUGUGUAAAAGAUCAUGAAUGUAAAUAAAUUUUAGAUA